GAGUCAUCUUAGUUCGAAUUCCAACUGUCAACCGUGCAGUCCAGUUCCCGCGAUGGAACUGUUAACAUUAAGUUACUUGCUGAUUACAAUCCUGAUUUGCGGUGCUCGUGCGAAAGAUCCAAUAAAUGAAAUUGUGCCCUCUUUGGAAUCGCCGAAUUCGAAUAAACGCGCAAUUGAUACAUCAUAUUUUUUACCGCGCAACAAAACAGUGCCAUACCACUAUUACAUUCAUCUCACAUCACACGUACAAAACAAUGAUCCAAUCUUCGAAGGAACGGCCGAAAUCUACAUUGAAAUCGUCGAACCAACUCAGGUCAUUACAAUGCAUUUGCAGGAGCUUAGUAUUAGUUCCACGGAGCUGAGCCGAAUUCCAAAUAAUUUGGGAGUUCCAGAAAUAAUUGACACUCCUUUGUACAGUAUCGAUACGAGGACGGAACUGGUGACCUUCACUAGUCAAAAUUUGAUACCGACAGGCAAGUACAUACUCAAGGUGGUCUACACGGGAACAAUGCGACGUUAUCAGAGUGGGUUCUUCAUCUCAUCGUACCGUGACGAGUCAAACAAUGUACACUACGUGGGAUCAUCGCACUUCCAAGCAACACUGGCCAGGCGUGUGUUUCCGUGCUUCGACGAACCUGACCUGAAGGCCACCUUUACCCUCGUGAUUACACACCACCAGACGUACAAUGCAGUUGCUAACACUUAUGCUACUUCGGUCGAUACUGACGCCAGCAAUGCAGACUACCUCGUAACGCGUUUCAAGACAACCCCACGCAUGUCCACGUAUCUCCUAGCAUUCGCCGUGACGGACUUUGAGUCAAAGACGAACGAGAACCAACAGGUUCUGGUUCGUUCGAAUGCUUUGGAGCAGGUCGACUUGACCUUGACAGCCGGGCCAAAAAUCAUUGCUGCUUUAGAUGAUCAUCUUGGCGUUAAAUAUCAUGACUAUAUGGAAAAACUGUCACAUAUAGCCAUUCCGGAUCGGGGAACCGGCGCUAUGGAAAACUGGGGUUUGGUAACCUAUGGAGAGCCGGCAGUAUUGUUUGAUCCGGUUGUAAACAGUUAUCGCACCUAUAAACGUGUGAUUACGGUUGUUGCACAUGAAUUAGCGCAUCAAUGGUUCGGCAAUUUGGUUAGCCCUAAAUGGUGGGAUUAUAUCUGGUUGAACGAGGGCUUCGCAACGCUAUACGAAUACUACGCAACUACGUUGGCCUACCCAGAGUUGGACUAUCUGGAGCUGUUCAACGUUGAGGUCAUCCAGCGAUCGCUGGGUCAGGAUGCCAGCGAAACUACCCGAGCAAUGAACACUCCAGCGGCCUCUCAGGAUGAAGUCCAUGCUUUAUUCGACAUUAUUGCCUAUCAGAAGUCUGGUAGUGUUCUGAACAUGUUCCGUGUGAUUUUGGGCAACGAAAACUGGAAAAAUGCUUUAAAUAUUUACAUCGACGGUAGCAAGCUUGAUAGUGCAACUCCUGAUGAUUUGUAUGACGCUCUCGAUGAAGCAAUUAGUGAAAAGAAUGUUGUCCCUAAAACUCAUUCUGUAAAACAACUUAUGGAGUCAUGGACAAACGCUGCAGGAUACCCAGUUUUGAAUGUCCGACGAAACUACAAAUCCGGAGAGAUCAUAAUAUCCCAAGAACAAUUCUUCUCAGAUAAAUGGCUCCCGAAUAACCACGUGUGGCACAUUCCGUACAACUAUGUCGACCGGAAUAUUCGGGAAGCAGAUGAUGCUACUGAAUUCCUAUGGCUGACUAGCAAAGCCACCAAAUUAAUAACCAAUACACCAAAUACUCAGUGGAUUAUCUUCAAUCGCGAACAGUUCGGUUACUAUCGAGUGAAUUACGAUAAACAAAAUUGGGAAUUGAUCAUCGACACACUGCAUACUAACCCGCUAUCCAUUCAUCGCGCAAACAGAGCACAGCUAAUUGAUGAUGCAUUUAAUUUAGCACGUUCUGAACGUCUAGACAUGUCCAUCGCCCUAAAGCUCCUCGCUUAUCUACGCCUCGAAACCGAAUACGCUCCGUGGGCUGCCGCGAAUAACGUGUUGAACUAUUUCUACAAUAAGCUCCAGGGAACUGUACACUAUCAAGGGUUCGAAAACUUCGUCAAUGAAAUCGUGACGGACAUCUACAAAACUCUAGAAGUGGAUACGGUUUCAUCCGAGGAGACCACCCUUCACAAAUAUCUGAAACAAACGAUCUCCAGCUGGGCGUGUCGAAUGGGAAACCAAGAUUGCCUGGAUAGAACCUACGAGGCUUUGCGGCGUGAGGUCAACGAAGCAGUUGCCGUACAUCCGGAUGUCCUAUCAGUUGUGUACUGCUACGGCCUGCGGAAUGGCACAUAUCAGGAGCUGUCGUAUUUGGUUCCAAAAAUGGUUGGAUCGAGCAAUCAAGCACACCGAACUGAAAUCAUCACGGCACUGGGCUGUACCAAGGAUGUUCAGAGUAUAGCAUCGUUACUGACAAUUAUUCAGCUGUCGACCGUUAACUACCUAUCUACGGAGAAAACUCAGAUUGUGGAUGCGAUUGUGGCCGGAACGGGCUCUGAAGGACUGCAGGUUUUGAUUCAGUAUUUGACGAAUGUUAAUAAUGCCAUGGCAUUGUCAAGCACUAUUGGUGAAGGAUCGUUCCGAACGAUGAUUUUGAACAUCGCUUCGAGGUUAAACAGUGCUACAGAACAGCAGAUGUUGAAGCAAUUGCUUCCCACUUUGAGCAGCUUGAUUCCGACAGUUACAGUGGAUGAUGCACUUGCUAGGAUGAAAGCAAAUGACGAUUGGUUUAAUAGCUUGGAAGGAUUAUUGGCGGUUGAAUUUUUUGACAAGUAUUACAGCAAUGCAGUCGUGUAAGACUAUAAAUCAUAUUUAAUUAAA
Molecule: messenger RNA, 2866 nt
Organism: Armigeres subalbatus
Lineage: Eukaryota; Metazoa; Arthropoda; Insecta; Diptera; Culicidae
Product: aminopeptidase N-like
Exons: 4
Coding region: 53-2842 (929 amino acids)
Biological process (GO): proteolysis; peptide catabolic process
Cellular component (GO): cytoplasm
Molecular function (GO): peptide binding; zinc ion binding; metalloaminopeptidase activity
Source: RefSeq, a predicted model, not a curated record